Molecule: messenger RNA, 2496 nt
Organism: Colletotrichum karsti
Lineage: Eukaryota; Fungi; Ascomycota; Sordariomycetes; Glomerellales; Glomerellaceae
Exons: 1
Coding region: 1-2496 (831 amino acids)
Source: RefSeq, a predicted model, not a curated record
AUGCAUCACAACUCAAUAGACGGAACUAUCAAUCCAGUUCAGCUCAGCGACAUCGUAGUACCGAAUGAGAACACUCUCUCCAGAAGGUUGACGAUCAACAAGUCGACGCCAAGAAGCGGAGGUCGCAAUGCAGACGAUACGCCGAAGACUGAUGAGGCUUCGACAACUCCAAGGGCAAGUGGCUCGGCUCAGCGUCCUCGCAUCGAAGCCGCUACACCGCCCUUCACACCUCAUCCGAACAAAACCACGUCGAUGGUGGAAGGUUCGCCGAGCGUAGUACCAAAGGCGCUGCCGACGCCACCACCCCAGACACGUUCCGCAUCCAGCUCUCAGACGAGAUUCAGGUCUAUGACGCCUGCUGCAGACGGGCCUUCGUCGGCCUCUGUGUCAAGCACGAAGCAUGCCGUGAUUACACAGACGGCAGACCAAUUCUGCCACGAGACGAUUGAGAGAUUCCAGGCCUUCGCAGUCAAGGAGUCGACAGCAGUAACCGAUGCUGACCGAGUGCGACUGUUUGCCGACUUCAUUGUCAACGAGUCUAGAAUCAGACGCGAGAGAUACUCCUCAGCCAUCGGUGCUAUGGGUUCAGAGAUCUUUGACCUUACCAGAGACCUUUUCCGUCCCAUGAUCACGAGGCGGGAGUCUGGGGCUUCUCAGGCUGAAUGGACGCCGCAAUCCUCUGAGCCGACCCGAUCUCACCGCGGCUCGUUGAACUCCAUUUACCGCGAAACACCGGGAGAAUCCAGUUCUGCUCCGGCCUCCGCCUCGGCGAAUAUCCCAAUCUCGCCCGUCGGUCCCCCGCCAAACAACGCAACCUGGAACUCCAACUACAUGCCAUCGCUGUCUCCGAUUCUGAGUAUGAGCGUGAGCGACAAGAUUGACGAAGCCGAUUCUCGUGGCCGCCCAUCCAGCAGAUGGUGGGAGGCCGAUUCCUCUGGCACAGGAGGCAAGCUGAUCGAGAGAUCCAAGCGAGAAUCCAAAUAUAUGGGUGUACCGAAGGAAGCACGAGAAGCACUCCAGUGGACGGACAGCCCGCAGCCACUUGACAAUUCCAGUGCUGGUCGAUCCUCGAGCGAGUAUCCUCCAGAGAAGACUGGGUGGCAUGAGCCAGAUUCAGCAUCGACACCACAGCAACUACGAUAUUCUGCGCAAUCUCUUGCGUCGUCGGGUUCGCCGACGACACCAAACCCAGCACACUUGGAUGUUUCUCGACUGGUGACUCUGCCGCCCCCAUAUCCUCGCCACCAUCCAGCCGUUAACAACAACCACCCGGAACUCACCGAGACGAGGACGGCUGUGCGCCAGCUCAGUGACCUAUCGGAAAUCGAGGCUGCUAAGGACCGGUUCCAAGUCACUAGCAACAAGAAGAGAGAAGAGGCAUCUAAGGCUGCUGCCGAGCGACGACAAGCCCUGAGGACCAAUCUCCAACAAGAAGUGAAUGUUGGCAAUAUGACGUUUGCAGAGGCAUCAGCCAUCGAACAGGACUCCAUCGCAGCCGAAAAGAACACUCUCAAGGAGCUCGGGAGGACCGAAUUCGAGCAGUUCCAGGCGCAGGUCGUGAUGCCCCUGAACGACCUCGUCACCGGACGCAUCACCAAAGCCACGGCUCUUUUCGACAAGCUAGCAAGCGGUCUUUUCGACGAUGUCUCUAGCGCGGCAGAUAUGCCUCAAGAGGAGGGCGAUGACAAGCCCGAGCUCCUUGAGAAGCUGACUCUUCUGAAAUGGAUCUUUGAAGCAAGGGAGAUGCUGCACAGGGCGAUUUAUGACAUCCUCACCGACCGCAACAACCGCUACCGGGAGGUCGUCCUGACUCCAUACCGGCUGGCUGGCAACCAGGAGAAGCUCCAAAACGCCGAAGGCUUCUUCGCCGAGGAUGCCGCGAAGCGUCAGUUAGCGUUCGCUCACGAGGUGUUCACGCGUACUCAGGAGUUCCAAACCGUCGUCGAACAGAACGUCAUGCGCGGCGUCGAGGUGCAGCUCUCCGCUUUCUGGGACAUUGCGCCGCCGCUGCGACGGCUUCUGGAGAAGAUCCCGCCGGUCCUGGAUAGCUUCAACAUCCAGAUACCGACGGCCGAGUAUGAGGAGAACCCUUCGUACCGCGCGCAUCCGUUGCAGUAUCUCUUCAGCCUGCUUCUCCACACAGAGAAGAGCACGUACCAGUUUAUCGAGUCGCAGACCAACCUGCUCUGCCUUCUUCACGAGGUUAAGGAGGCCGUGACGCACGCUAAAGCCAAGGUUGUUCAGAGCCAGGGCGAGGACGGAGAGGGACGGGAGUACAGCCCCGAGGAACGCGAAGCGCGAGCGCAGCAUCUGCGCCAGGAGGAAGGACAGAUGCUGACGGAUGAUUUGAAGGAGAAGGUGCGCGUUGUUCAAGACCAGUGGCAUAGUGCCCUGGGCGAGAACAUCAAGAACGUGAAGCAGGUGCUGGGAGAACACCUCCUGCAAACGGGAGGUUGGGACGAGACAUUGGAAGAGGGUGGCGUGGGAAGCGUCUAA